CGUUUAGACGUUGGUAUCAGUCAAUCACGGUCCGCCAGUUGGAAAGGCAGUGUUCGAGCAACGCCGAGGUAAAAGUAAUCUUUGUGCUACUGGUGAUAGUUGCAUACGAGUGAUUCGUUUUAUGAUUGAAGAUCAAGCUGUUUAUUUAAAGUAAUAUCAGUUGGCUUUUUGCUGUUGCUAGCUGGAAUUUAAUUCCAUAAUGCGUUCGAAACUCACUCUGGAGCAAUUGAAUGCCCUAACGCCAAAUGAGUUUCACAAAGUGUUUGAAAAUGUAGUGGAAUGUUGGCCUGAAGCAGCGAUCUUCUGUUCGGCGAUGCUGCCAUUCAAGAGUUUUGAAUCGAUGAUCAUAAUCUUCGAGAACUAUCUGCAGCGGUUGAGCGAUGAAAACAAGCUUCGGAUCUUACGCUUGCAUCCCGACCUGGCUGGUAAACUGCUGGAUUCGCAUCAACUCACGGAAGAAUCAAGCUUCGAACAAGCAUGUGCUGGGUUGGAUAAACUUACGCCUGAAGAUAAGAACAGAUUGACCACGUUGAAUGAGGAAUACAAAAUGAAGUUUGGAUUUCCAUUUGUGAUUUGCGUUCGUGAGGCGUCCAAGUUUGAUGCGAUUCUUAAAGGAGUUAGCGAGCGAGUCAAUAAUACUCCGGUGCAAGAGCUUGAAAUCGGACUCGGAGAGGUCAAGAAGAUUUGUAGAUUAAGGAUUUUGGAAUUGGUCAAUAAAUUGUGAUGGGAUAGAA
This is a messenger RNA of Ochlerotatus camptorhynchus, 734 nucleotides long. RefSeq names its product 2-oxo-4-hydroxy-4-carboxy-5-ureidoimidazoline decarboxylase-like. The record is from RefSeq and is a predicted model, not a curated record. Gene Ontology annotation, cellular component: peroxisome. Gene Ontology annotation, molecular function: 2-oxo-4-hydroxy-4-carboxy-5-ureidoimidazoline decarboxylase activity. NCBI's taxonomy places the organism in Eukaryota, Metazoa, Arthropoda, Insecta, Diptera, Culicidae. Gene Ontology annotation, biological process: urate catabolic process; allantoin metabolic process. Bases 200 to 724 code for a protein of 174 amino acids. The transcript is spliced from 3 exons.